This is a messenger RNA of Syngnathoides biaculeatus (alligator pipefish), 5035 nucleotides long. It is a transcript of the gene castor2, whose product is annotated as cytosolic arginine sensor for mTORC1 subunit 2. The coding region runs from base 238 to 1224 and encodes 328 amino acids. Lineage: Eukaryota; Metazoa; Chordata; Actinopteri; Syngnathiformes; Syngnathidae. The transcript is spliced from 9 exons. Gene Ontology annotation, cellular component: cytosol. The record is from RefSeq and is a predicted model, not a curated record. Gene Ontology annotation, biological process: negative regulation of TORC1 signaling; cellular response to L-arginine.
CCCUUUUCUUUUUUUUUUUACCUCUUGCUUUCUUCCUCUCUGCUCUGCUUCUCUUUCUCUUUCUCUCUCUCUCUCUCUUCUUUCUCUAUUUAAGACGACUUUAGGCUCUGGCUCACAAAUAUUUAUCAAUGUCUUUGUUAUUUGAAAGUGCGUAGUCUUAUUUAAGAUUUUUUUUUUUUUUAGAGGGGUUAGUUUGUUUUUCGUAGCCGCCCCCUUUCCAAUGAGAAGACGUAAAAGAUGGAGCUUCACAUUUUAGAGCACAGCUUGAAAGUGGCGAGUAUAGAGAAGGAAGGCAUCCAGAUUUGCACUCACGGAUUAAUAAAACUCGCCUUCCUGGCCUCCAAAACCAGGUGCAAGUUCUUCAGCCUGACAGAAACGCCGGAGGACUACACCAUCAUUGUGGACGAGGAGGGCUUUAAAGAGCUGCCGGAGUCGGAGCACAUCAGUGUCGCCGAGGCCACGUGGCUGGCGCUCAAUGUGGUGUCAGGCGGCGGAAACGCUUCCAACUCGCAGCCCAUCGGCGUCACCAAGAUCGCCAAGUCGGUCAUCGCGCCGCUGGCUGACCACAAUAUCUCUGUCUUCAUGCUCUCCACCUAUCAGACGGACUUCAUCCUGGUACGAGAACGAGACCUGCCCAUGGUCAUGCACACGCUGUCUUCGGAGUUCACUUUACUGAGGGUAGUCAACGGAGAGACAGUGGCUGCCCACCACUUGGGGGUGACCAAUGGCUUUGUCAAGCCCAAACUCGUGCCGCGUCCAAUCAUCCACCCGCUGUCCAGCCCGAGCAACAUGUUUUGUGUGACCAGCUUGGAUCCUGACACACUUCCCUCCGUAGCAACCCUGCUCAUGGAUGUCAUGUUCUACUCUAGCGGAUCGAAAGAAACAGGCGCAUGCGCCGAGGAUGCCAGCCACAUCCGAUUCUUCUCUUUCUCCCUCAUCGAAGGCUACAUCUCACUGGUCAUGGACGAAGAGACCACGCAAAGGUUCCCAAACAACGUCUUGUUCACCAGCGCCUCUGGCGAGCUUUGGAAAAUGGUCCGAAUCGGGGGACAACCUUUAGGAUUUGACGAGUGUGGCAUCGUGGCUCAAAUAUCGGAACCCUUGGCAACUGCCGACAUUCCAGCAUACUACAUUAGCACGUUCAAGUUCGACCAUGCCUUGGUUCCCGAGGAAAAUAUCCAGAGCGUGAUCGGAGCGCUGAGGACCGAUUGCACCCUGGCUUAGCGAGGCUAGAGAGAGGAAAAACAGUUUUAGCGUUUGAGUUUCCAAAAACUUCCAAGAGCUAAUUAGCGGACUACUGCGGAUCAGGUUGGAGUGAGGCACAUUGUAUGAAGGGGAUUUUGUUGUUCAGCCAUUUUCCCGUAGCUCCUUCCUGUUUUCCUUUUGACCCCACCCGAGGGCAACCCCGCUGCUGGCCUUGCCCCUGGUAGUUGUUGCUGCUUCACCUGCUCACAUGCACCAACUGUGUUAGUUACAGAAAUCCCCCCUAGUGGAAGGAUGAUGAAUGUACUUGCGGAAGAAUAAUUAGUACAAGCUUUUUCCUUUUCUUUCGGUAGCUUUAGCUUUAUGUAGCUUUGUUUUUUUUUCUCUUCAUGAAUUUUUCUUUUUUUUCCUUUUUUUUUUUAGUUUAUUUAAAUUCUGAUGUUUCUAUUUUAUUUUAUUUUAUUUAUUUUUUUGGUUUGUUUUUGAGGGUUUUGUCAGUCACUGAAGAUGUCAAACACAAGGCCCGAGGGCCAGAUGUGGCCCGUAAAAAAUAACUACCACGAUUCUUGCUAAAACCGCAGCAAAAAUUAAAAAAUGUCAAGUUUCAUUGUUAUUGUUCAUAUUAUGAAUAAUAAUGAUGAGAUAUGGUAUUUGUCUGCUACCAAUCUUCUACUGCCUUUCACCCAAAGUCAGCUGGGUUAGCCUUCAUUGCCCCUUGACCCUAACCAGGAUCAGCAGUGUUGACAAUGGAUGGGUGGGUUUUGUCAUUCUUUAUUUUAAUUUUUUUUUUUGGUCACCUUUAAUUUUUUUUCACAAUUUUUCUGUAUUUUUUGUAGUUUCCUUGGGUGUUCUAUUUUUUACUUUUCAGAUUUUUCCACUCAUUUUCUGUUCUCAUUUUUUUUCCCGCAAUUUUUUCAACAUCAGUGACAAGAUGCUUUUUUUUUUUAAUGCCUAAACUGAUGAUGCCUUUUGUUGUGCAAUCUGAGGCCGUACUCCGUUCACCGCCGCGAGUGAGGUUGUUGAUCCAUAUUGACGAGGAUUUUUUUUUUUUUUGUCGAUGUGCUCACUCUGUGAGCAACUGGUCGCUUUCCUUCCACUGAUCAGAGGAUUUUGAUUUAGUCCUUCUAAUAGCAACGGUGGAUAUGUAGCAUUAAUGGGUUGUUGACUACUCGAUUGCGAACGAAAUUUUUUUUUUUUUCGCUUUUGCAUGACAAUACAGUAUAUCGGCAAAGUAGUUCCUACAAUAUUUUGUUGUUGUUCUCCCACAAUCAGAAAAAUGCUAACGUUUAAGUGGAAUUCUUUGGUACCGACUGAAUGUUUCGGACUCUUGCCUUUACACUUCAUAAACCUGUCGUCAUAAUCACUGUUUAACUCUCAGAUAACGUACAAGAAUCCGUAAAGAGAAAAAGUGUCUAGUUUUGAUUUUGUCUCUUCUUAGCUAUGCUGCCAAUUUAGUAGAUUCUACAACCAUGAAAUUGGGCGGAGACUUUUAUUCACAGUGUACUUUUUUUUUUUUUUUCAAACUCGGGUGAUUCGCGAGGAUGCUAGUGAAAUUGUCCUCCUGUAAAAGUUUAAAAGAUUAGAAUUAGCUAGCAGUCACAGUAUCGAAUAUCAUAUGUUCCAUUUUUUUUUUUUCUUGCUAGUAGGUUAGCGUAACCCAAAAUGUUUUAUUUGGUUACUGACUUUGUUGUUUCCCUAAAAUUGAGAACUCGUAACUGUCAAAAAAAGACAAAUUAUGUCAUAAAAUUUGUAAAGAUAUGAGAGAGAUCAUCAUAUAAUAAGUAAUCUUAGGUAUAUUCUCAUUGGCGGCAUGAACCGGACCGAAUUUCAAAUCCCAGCCCCGCCUGGUCGGAGUUUGCAUGUUCUCCUCGUGACUGCGUGGCUUUUCUUCGGGCGUUCCAUUUUCCUCCCACAUCCCAAAAACUCGCAUUCAUUGGAGACUCUAAAUUGCCCGUAGGUGUGAUUCUGAGCGCAAAUGGUUGUUUUGUAUGUGCCCUUCGAUUUGUUGGCGACCGUUUCAGGGUCUACCCCGCCCUUCACCUGAAGAUACAUAGGAUGGGCUCUAGCACUCUGGCGACCCUCGUGGGGAUAAGGAGAACAAAAUAUUAUUGAUUAAUUUCUCAUUGGGAUUUCUGAAUUCUCCCUUAAAUACAAAGGACUAAGAAACCAUGUUUAGCAUAACCCUAAAAGUUAGCUUGGUUUUGGCUGUUAGCCAAACUCACAGAAAAAUACUUUUACAAAAAUAUCAUUUUAUAGCUGCAAAAAAAUGAGCUUUGCAAAAGUUUUAAUGAUUUCAAUAAAAAAAUACAAUCAAAAGAUUUUAGUUUAUUAAAACCACAACUUUUGCCAACCACAAUUAUGCAAUUUUUUUAAACGAUGAAUGCAAAUUGCGCUCAAAUAUUUUCUUUGAGUGGCGCUAAAAUAGAAUUCACGCUUAAACACGAAGUUCGGAUGAAGAAAUAAUUACCUUAUCUUCACUCGUGCUUAAUUUCUCGCUGACAAUUAAGAAAAUGUGAUUAUCUUUUGUGUAGUGUAAAAUGUGUACCCUUGCUUUAGCUUCUAAUCAUUAGACUCUAAUGCCUCCAGAUUUCUAAUAAUUUAUAUGAUUUUUUUUUGUUUGUUUUUGUUUUUUUUUAAAGGGUAUCCAGUUUUGCCUAACACGAAAUGAAAUGUCGCCGGUCAUAUGCACUUAUUUUCUUCCAAAAAUAGAAUUCACACUUAAAUGUGAAGCUAAUACAAAGAAAUAAGUAUCUUGGCUUAACCAAGGAGCUUAGCUUGAUUGGCUUCGUGCUAAAUGCAAAAUGUUAGCCUAGCUGAAGCGCCUCGGAAUGUCAAACGUAACAAUCACAUUGAAAAGAUCAGUAGUUAAUUUUCCUACGUUACAUUUGAUAAUCAUACACCCAAAUUUUGUCAACUACCAAUCAGCAAGUCCGAAAUGUCGAUUGCGCCAUAUUCACUUUCUUGCAACAAUGACCAAGACAACCAAGAAAUUAUUAUUAGUUUUACCUGUAAAAGUUACUUUACCAAAAAAUUCUUGAAUAAAUCAUUAAAUAUGAAGCUAGGACUAAUUGCUCAGCUUAUCUUAACCCUGCUUAUUUUCUCCCGAGAACUGCGCAAAAAUUUGUUUGCUUCGAAAUAAGUUAUCUUAGCUUUAGCUAUCAGUGCCUCCAAACUUUAAAUGAUUCUGCCAUAUUUCCCUUUGUCGUUAUCAGGAAAAUUGUCGCCUCUCCGUUGAACGCUCCGAGAAAUCAUUACUUUGACACUUUUUUCCCCUGUAUUUUUUUCCCCCUUUCUGCCAAAAAUCCAGAGAAAGUGUUAGCAUUAGCAGUAACGUUGUCGUUGCUCCCAGUGUUGGCGUUCUUUUUUUUCUCGCAAUGUAUUACUGAGCCACUUUUGUGAUGAGAAUAAUGACGGCGUAAUAAUAAGCUAACGCGCGAAGGAGAGUCUCCCUCCGUGUGUCUUUUUCCGGUCUUGAAGCUCUGCCUCUCCCCAAAAAGCCCGCGACCAAUCGUCUGCACUUUAAUGCAGGUUAGUCCCGCCCCCUCUCCCCCCAUAGCAGGUCUGCUGUACUGAUGCGCAAGAAUGGGAGAUGACUAUUGGUCUUAAGCAUUUGCUGGUGUUCAUUUUUUUUUCAUGUUGUUGUUGUUGUUAGUUUCUUCACCUUUUACACCCAACUAGUCGAUACAAUUUUUUUUUUUUUUGGUCAGUGUUAAAACAAAAAAAAAAAAAAAAACAAUUUCUACUGAUUUCCAUUUCAAUACAAUUUCUUUUGAUUUUGAGCUUUUUGUGCGGUUGUGUGGAAAAAAAAAAAUAAAAGCUUUUUUUUCCUUUU